This is a messenger RNA of Asterias rubens (European starfish), 1031 nucleotides long. RefSeq lists its product as uncharacterized. The coding region runs from base 113 to 643 and encodes 176 amino acids. Lineage: Eukaryota; Metazoa; Echinodermata; Asteroidea; Forcipulatida; Asteriidae. The record is from RefSeq and is a predicted model, not a curated record. Gene Ontology annotation, cellular component: extracellular region. The transcript is spliced from 3 exons. Gene Ontology annotation, molecular function: chitin binding.
GAUAGGCAAGGCGGAACAUUAUAAAACUACUGGCAUCUAUGAAUGAACGACCCUGUUCGUUUCUACCUCUGCACCGACACAUUUAACACUCGAAGACGAGUGUCUCGGGAAGAUGACGGCGUCUUGGGGAUCUGCAUAUCUGUUGAUUUCACUUGCGCUGACGGCUCACCUUUCUAAAGCGAUGGUGUGUCAGAUGGGACAGGAACCGGAUUCGAACGCCGCCCAUAGAUACCGAUGGGUCAUCCCGGUGGAGGAUCCCUGCAAGUGCACCGAGAUUCGACCAGGUGGUAUAAACACCCGUACACCCGGCCGCAACUUCAAAGUCAUCUACUUUGAUACCAUUCUGAUCAGCAACUCUCCAAAGGAGAUCCGCCAAUGGCUCAAUUGCCCCGAUUCGUCCAUCCCGCCCAAUGGGGAGCACACCACGACAUUCGCAACCACCGACCUGCCGGCAACCAUACCCCAAACCCCCUUCACUUGUGAGGGUAAGGUCGAUGGAAGGUAUUCGGACCCCUUCAACUGCGAGAUGUACUACGAGUGUAGCCAUGGAAUUAUAUAUCAUAGAUCCUGCCCGUACACACUGCAAUUCAACCAGGGGGCGGGACAGUGCCUUGUAGAAAAUGAUGGCAAAUGCCAAUCUUAACAAAAGUGUAAAGACACAGACGAAACAAAUAAGACAGCUUAAUUCAAAAUUUAUAGAGAACGUCGUUUACGUGUGAAAUAAUAUAUUUCUAGUAGUAAUGCAAAGCAAAGACACUAAUACCAGCCCGAUGAAAUAAAUGCGAAACUAUAAUAUAAAGAUGUCCUCGUAAAAUGACCCCUGCUGGCCGAUAGGUGACCAAUGACCAAAAUCCGUGUAGGCUACACCCAGAUUGGUGCUCGAGACAUUGAAGCAGUUGACCUUGGUUGGAUUUCAACAUCACAAAGAGUUUAAAAGACUAUAGCCUUAUCUUGAAGGACGAGUUACUCGUCUCAGGUUAGAUCUCGCCUUAAGUUUUAAAUAUCUCUAUAGGGCUAGUCUUAACUUACUU